UUAUAAUUAAAAUUAAACCAUUCGUUCACUAAUUUUUAAGAUACCAAGUUAAACACAUCGCUAACAUAGAUGCUCUCCCUUCUCUAACCUGCAUCAGCAUUACAAUUUAUUUCCGGAUUUUCUCAAAUCCCUAAAUUUUCGGAAACCCUAGAAAUUUGAUCUUUCAUAAUUAUUGCUUCAUUCACUCUAUCUCAUAGUCUCAUUAAGUCCCGAUAUAUCUUAAAUGCAGUUAACUAAUUGUAAUUAUUACUAAUUUGAUUUGAUUUAAUUGAUUUUAAUUUGAUUUGAUCCCGAUUGAUUGAUGAAGCGGUUUCGAAUGCGGCAGAGGAUCCUCAUCCUCUUCCUUCUUUCGCUUUCUGUAUUUGCUCCUCUUGUUAUUGUCUCAUUUAAACUCAAAACUCUUACUUCUGAUGGGAGAACUGAGUUCGCUGAAGAUUUACCAAUUAUUAUGCAACAUGUGUUACCACUAAAUGCAAUCGAACAGGAAGCAGGUAAAGGUUUGAAAGAGCCUAAUCCAGAGGUUUAUAGAGAUCAUAAUUACUCCACAGUUUUUGAUUUGAGUCAGAAUCAGGAUGAAACUUCUUCCUCAUUGUCGUCUACUAGAUCAGAUAGGAAAGCAAUUGAGCAAAUAGUUGGAGAUGGAGUGAAGCAAAUUCAGACAAAGGAAUAUGUUUUAACAAAAAAUGGCAAGGUUAACGCAGAUAAAAAAGCUGAUGAACAUGAUCAUGGAGUUCAAGCCCCACGUGUGACGACUGUUGCACAUGUUCAGGGGUCACGUAGGAAGACACAGAAGGUUACUGAUGAGAAGUUGAAGCAAAUGAAAGAUCAGGUGAUUAGGGCCAAGGCAUACCUGAGUUUUGCUACGGCUAAUGGAAACGCCCAUCUAGUUAAAGAGUUGAGGCUACGCAUAAAAGAAGUUCAACAAGCACUGGGUGAAGCCAAAAAAGAUUCAGAAUUGUCAAGAAGUGCUUUGCAGAAAAUGAAAUAUAUGGAGAGUUCCUUGUCAAUAGCAAAUCAUGCAUACCCAGAUUGCUCAAACAUGGUUAGUAAGCUCCGUGCUAUGACAGAUAGUGUUGAAGAACAAGUCCAAUCUCAGAGGAAGCAAACAUCAUUUCUUACAGAACUUGCUGGAAGAACAACUCCGAAAGGCCUCCAUUGUCUUUCUAUGAGGCUCACUACAGAAUACUUUAUGUUGCAUUCCGAGCAACAAAGAGUUCCCAAUCAACAGUUUGUUUACAGUCUAGACCUUUUUCAUUAUGUUACCCUCUCCGACAAUGUCUUGGCUGCUGCAGUAGUUGUGAACUCCACAGUGUCAAAUGCCCUGGAACCAGAGAGAAUUGUCUUCCAUGUGGUAACAGAUUCUUGGAACUAUCCCGCAUUUUUCAUGUGGUUUUUGUUGAACCCUCCUGGAAAAGCAACUGUCCAGGUCAUAAAUGCACAAGAAUAUAAGUGGUGGAACGUGUAUGAGUCAUCAAGGGCGAAGCAAAUUUCCCAUGAUCCUAGAUAUUCAUCUCUACUAAAUCAUCUACGAUUUUACCUUCCUGAAAUUUUCCCGCAGCUGGAUAAGAUAGUAUUCCUUGACCAUGAUGUGGUGGUUCAAAGGGAUUUAAGUAAUCUCUGGAACAUUGCUAUGAAGGGGAAAGUUAAUGGCGCAGUAGAGACAUGCCAAGAAGGUGAUACUUCAUUUCGGCGGAUGGAUAUGUUCAUCAAUUUUUCUGAUCCACUUUUUGGCGGGAAGUUUGAUGCCAAUGCUUGUACUUGGGCAUUUGGGAUGAAUUUGUUUGACUUAAGACAGUGGAGGCGCCAUGAUUUGACCUCAAGCUAUCGUAGAUUUCUUUCGAAGGGUGGUAGAAGGCAUGUUUGGAAGGAAGGAAGUCUGCCUUUAGGUUGGAUUACAUUUUAUAGUCGAACUUUACCUCUGGACAGGCGGUGGCAUCUUCUGGGGCUAGGAUUUGACUCACUGUUGAAGACGGAGGACAUUGAACACGCAGCCGUUAUACACUAUGAUGGAAUCAUGAAACCUUGGUUGGAUAUUGGGGUGAAAAAGUACAAAGGAUAUUGGAACAAAUAUGUCAAUUAUGAUCAUCCUUACAUGCAACAAUGUAAUCUUCAUGGGUAAUAACUUUUCGCGUGACUGAAAAUGGGCAUACACCAUCUGAUCACAGGAACGAAGCUCUUCUUUUGAUGUAUACAAUACGAGGUUUUCGAGGGCAUGCAAAUAUGUCUAGGAAGCGUGAAUUCGGUUACCGACUUGCGACAGCAGCAGUAAACUAACCAGUACUACAUUCUUUUGCCAAAUUUGGCACGUCAACUGAUCAUCUUUAAGUCAUACAAACAGAUACAAGAAUCAUUCAUUCUUUAUUCCUGAUUAAUUCAUGUGAGUUCAACUGAUAAUUCAUUCCUAUUUCAGUUGCGGUUAUCAUGCUCACAAUAAUCCAGGAAGCUGAUCUGAAUCAGCUUAUAGCAAUUAUAGUGAGGGCAUAGUCGCAAGUUUUUGUAAUGACAAUAAUUGUUUUACUUGUAUAUAAACUAAUUCAGGAGCUCUUACUGCAUAUAUUUUCAUUUGAGAA
This is a messenger RNA of Amaranthus tricolor (Joseph's coat), 2570 nucleotides long. RefSeq names its product probable galacturonosyltransferase 6. Lineage: Eukaryota; Viridiplantae; Streptophyta; Magnoliopsida; Caryophyllales; Amaranthaceae. The transcript has 9 exons. The coding region runs from base 302 to 2119 and encodes 605 amino acids. The record is from RefSeq and is a predicted model, not a curated record. Gene Ontology annotation, molecular function: polygalacturonate 4-alpha-galacturonosyltransferase activity.